UCUAAUCCUUUCUUUCUUCUCUCUACAGUCUGAUAGUCGUCAGACUCCGCCCUACUCCCCUCAGCCCACCGCUGUCCCUCAGAGUUCUUCCCCGCAGCCCUCCCACAUGAAGAGCAGUCCUGCUGGUCCCCAGAAGCAGCCCGGAGGCCCCCCUCUCUCAGUUCCCCCUCUCUCUCUGUUCGGCUUCCCCCCCUCCCACCCAGGUCAGUUCCACCCGGCGGCGCUCACCGCCCUGGGGCUCCUUCCCUCGCACCAGUCCCAGGGGCAGCCUCACCACCCUGCCCACCUCUCUUCCCCCUCCUGGCCCAUACACGGUCCGGUCCUCUCCACGUCCUCUCCCAGCGGCCCCUCCCCGCCCGGCCUCAAAUUCGCCCUGCGUUCGGCAUCAGGGAACGGGAGUCCCACAGGCUCAGGGGGCAACGCCGGCCCAUUGAACCUGAACGACCCCAGCAUCAUCUUCGCCCAGCCGGCGGUGAGGCCGCUGGGCAUGGGGCCGGGCCGGGAGGGGCACUGGCACAACCAUCUGGCACAGGCAGGGGCACUCAUGGGAAACGGCACUGUGGUCAAGCCAGAGUCAGGCCACCCCGGCCAGUUUGUGGGUGUGAACCCAGGCCCUCGGAUAUGGGAGCACAAUAAAACUCCGCAGUACGCCCUGUCCCCAUCCUGGCCCUACAGGAUGCCCCAGAACUUCAUCCAGCAGGCCAACGGAGGCUUCCAGCCCGGGAAACCCUUCGGCCAAGGGUCCAUGGUGCUUCCAAAUCCAAACUUCCCAAUGGUCCCCCACGUUCGACACCCAGUCAAUCUGAACUUCCUCCAACAAAAGAAGUAAUCUUGGGUUUCCUUUUUAAUUAGUUUUAUGGUCGGUAACAAAACAAAGACAAAUUAUGGACCCAUCCCAUCAUUUGAUCAGACGGAUUUUUCAAAAGAAAUAGAUUUUUUCUCAUUUUUGUACAGUUUUUAUUUCCUGUCUCAUUACAUUUGAUUUGUGAUACAAAUGUCAAAUAUUUUAAUACCCCCAUUUUUGAGGGGGUCCAAAAAAGUUUUUUAUUUUAUGUGUAAAGUAAGGAGGAAAAAUAUAAACCUUUAUUUUUAUUAGCUGUAUUCAUACUUUACUUGCAAUAUGGAGGCUUUGAAUAGACGUUUGUUUUAAAAACAAUCUUAACAUGUCACCCUAAGUAUGUAGUGCCAAAAGCAGGGAUAGGAAGAAAAAAGGGAACAAAAAAUAAAUAAAUAAAAAGCAAACAACUA
Molecule: messenger RNA, 1248 nt
Organism: Notothenia coriiceps (black rockcod)
Lineage: Eukaryota; Metazoa; Chordata; Actinopteri; Perciformes; Nototheniidae
Product: terminal uridylyltransferase 4-like
Exons: 3
Coding region: 107-829 (240 amino acids)
Source: RefSeq, a predicted model, not a curated record